Molecule: messenger RNA, 912 nt
Organism: Rana temporaria (common frog)
Lineage: Eukaryota; Metazoa; Chordata; Amphibia; Anura; Ranidae
Product: taste receptor type 2 member 40-like
Exons: 1
Coding region: 1-912 (303 amino acids)
Biological process (GO): sensory perception of taste; detection of chemical stimulus involved in sensory perception of bitter taste; G protein-coupled receptor signaling pathway
Cellular component (GO): membrane
Molecular function (GO): G protein-coupled receptor activity; bitter taste receptor activity
Source: RefSeq, a predicted model, not a curated record
AUGGUGCUCUCAGAGAUUGUCAGCUUUUCCAUUGCUGUUUUAGAAAGCCUUCUAUCCCUCUACUUCAACUCGUACAUUGUGGCCUUCCACGUGAGAAGACUCAGGAACAAGGUGAAGCUGAACCCUCCCAGCCUCCUCCAGCUGGUCAUGGGGGCCACUAACAUCAGCAUGCGAGGAAUGGUGCUCGGGACUUCCAUUGCUUUAUUGUUCCCUAUUUAUCAUGUGACGAGGUUGUACCACGCAACAUUGGUCAUCGUCCCUAUCCACUUAAACUUCAGCUAUUGGCUGAUUGCCUGGCUCAGCACCUAUUACUGCACCACCAUCACCAACAUCCGAAUCUUCAUCUGGAUGAAGAGGAUCCUCGUGUCCUUCUUGCCUCACCUGCUCUUCCUCUCUGCGGUUGUGUCUUUUAUCCUGUCUAUCCAGUCAGUCUGGUAUCUUAACAUCCAAAUCUCCUUUCACAACUCCACACUCCGUUCCAUUUUACCAGAUUUUAAAUUCUCCAUUUACAACCCCAAUGUAGUACUGAUCAUCAGUCUCUGUUCCAGCCUGCCCUUCCUGGUGACCCUCGGCGCCCUUGUGGUGACCAUGUCCUCCCUCUUCAGACAUAUCAGGAAGGUGAAGAAGAACGACUCAGGAUUUGCUCCUCCGAACCUCCAGGCUCAUGUCAGAGCUAUGAGAACUAUGAUAUUAUUUCUUCUCCUUUCCAUCCUCUCCAAUGUUGCUGAGAUCUUUAAUAUUGUGGCUCCAUCUUUCUCCUUCUCCAGUGACUUGCUACAGUUCAUUAUAUGGUUAAUGGUAGCUAUCUUUCCAUUGGCAGAAGCCGUCAUUAUUAUCCAGUCCAGCCGCAAGCUGAAGGAGAUGGUUCCACAAAUAUUCUGUGUUGGAAGAUUGAUGGGAGGCCAGAACUAG